Molecule: messenger RNA, 2611 nt
Organism: Salarias fasciatus (jewelled blenny)
Lineage: Eukaryota; Metazoa; Chordata; Actinopteri; Blenniiformes; Blenniidae
Gene: ciartb
Product: circadian associated repressor of transcription b
Exons: 6
Coding region: 172-1245 (357 amino acids)
Biological process (GO): negative regulation of DNA-templated transcription; circadian regulation of gene expression
Cellular component (GO): nucleus
Molecular function (GO): RNA polymerase II cis-regulatory region sequence-specific DNA binding
Source: RefSeq, a predicted model, not a curated record
GCAACACGGGCCCGAUCACUGGCUGUACUGCCUCCCCGCUCACAAGCCGCACGUCCCGCACAUCAGCUGCUCUCUGCCCGACAGUCCUGUUGGAUAUACCGCCGAACAAAGGACACCGCAGCCCGGGAACGGUCAGUGAUGGUCAGUGCUAGUUAGAACCUGCAGCUGAGGAUGUCUGCUACGGAUUCGGACAACUCCAUCGACUGGCUGGCGAGCGACAAUGAGGAGAACGAAAGCGAGCGGGAGUUCGACUGCUCCAGCGAGCACGGCAAGGCCGAGGCCUCGCCGCCCCCCGGCGCGCCCCCUCACCUGGGCCUGUCCGACGGCGGACAGCUGAGGGGCGGCGGCUGGAGCCAGGUCUCCGGCCGCACGGAGACGUGGGACAGAGGAAGCGCCACUGGACUGUGUAAACCGCAGCAAGGGGGGAAACCGAACGGCAAGAACACCCAGCAAGCACUGAAGAGACCUCACGGCUCCGAGGAGGAGGAAGAGGAGGAGGAGUGCAGGGAAAGGCAGCUCAGCGCGUCGGAGAGAGACUGGCUUUUCAGCAGAAAGUGUAUGGAGCUACAGUGCUACAUUGACCCGCUGUCGUCCAUCUUGAAUGGCCUUCGUUCAGGGAGAUACAAAGAAAGACUCAGCAGUUUCCAGGAGAGUGUAGCCAUGGACAGGAUCCAGAGAAUCAUGGGUGUCCUGCAGAACCCCUGCAUGGGGGGGAAGUAUAUUGAUAUCAUUCUAAAAAUGGAGGGAAUGCUGAAGAGCUGGUUUCCCAACGUCAGAGUCCAGCAGCAGCUUGACGUCACACACACAGAAGAAGCUACUCCUACCAAGAAACCCAAGCUCUCGCCCGUGACCAUCGCUGCAGCGGCGAGCCCCGUCCCCGCCAGCGACCCCCCGGCCGGCGCCAAGGCCCUGAGGGUCACGGACCUCACUCCCCCCGGAGCGUACUCCGCCAAUAACCUGAAGUGGCUCCACACGUCGCCCAUCUGCUCGCUGACGGCAGAGCAGGCCCAGGCUGGUCCCCGGCACCUGCUGCCCCCCAGAGACAGAGACCUAACGCAGGACAGCGCCGUGUCCUCCAGCACGGACAGCAACACUAAGACUGACCCGCUCCCCCGCGGACCCCCGCCGCCGGGCAAGAUCAACGCCCCCUAUCUAGAGAGGCUCCUCAAAUCGAGAGACAGCAUCAUCCCGCGGCGGGGGGCGGGCACGGGGACGGGCGGUUUGAUGGACAGCAGCUGGUCCUAGUCCACGCAGAGGGCGGGCCGUCCUCGCCUUGUCCGCCCCGCCGGGAGCCGAUCGGCCCGCUUCGCUCAUUCCAGCCUUUCAGGAGAGACAGGAGCCUUUAAAAGGGACGUCACCGAUUCCCCCGCAGCGGGGAGGGAGUGUCCACAGACACGCCGUACUCUCUGUCUGGCAACGCGCCCUCAAUGACAUGACAAGUGUCCGCUUUACUUCCCAUCUGUUGACUUCUCCUCUCUCUCUCUUUUUAUUUUUAUUUUAUUUUUUUUUUCCUGUUUGUUUUUUUUUUUUUUUUUGUUUGCACUCUUGAAUAGCAUGUGUGAGAGUUGGAAGGAUAGAUUUCACGUGGCGAGAUAACCAGAAGCAAGUAUUUUUUUUUUCUUUUUUUUCUUCUUUUCACAAACCGAUUUGUUCCCACUGGCUUGUAGAUGUUAACGACACAGUUUGAGUAUCUGUGAAACUGCCGUUAUGCCUGAAAGGGAAAAGAGCUAAGUUUGUGCUGGAAGGAAGGAAGGAAGGAAGGAAGGAUUCGCGUGUCGACGAGCCGAAAACGUGAGUGAAAUGUGACGUUGGCCUCCUCCACCCUCCACCUCCACCACCUCCCCAUUGACUCCACUUUUUAAGUUUUAUCGAUGUGACUGUUACUCAUUUGUAUUCUUUAUAAAUAAGUCUUUUUUUUUUUUUUUUUGGUACAACUGUUCUACCUCGGCGAGCACCACGUCACGGUUAGUGAGUAGGAAUGUGAACACUAGGCUCAAAGUCUGGACACCUCACCGGACGGCGGUCUCCGGCGGCCGGGUCCACGGCGCACGUCGCUUCACGUGCACAAACAGAGGAUGCUCUCUCUCUCUCUCUCUCUCUCGGUCUCUCUCUCUCUCGCUGGGGAUGCUCCUGUGGCCUGACUGGUGUCAUUGUAAAGAAUGUCAACUGCAAAUUUCUUUCUUCUUCCUUUUUUUUUUUUGUUUUUUUUGUUUUGUUUUCUUCGGUCUCCCAGUAGAAGGCGAACAGUGCCUGUAACGUCAAGCUGUGCCUGUAAGCCGGUUCAAUAAAGAGAGAAUCGUUUUCGUAUACCUGCUCCUCCGUGGGAUGUACAAAUCAGGAAUUCUCGCUCUCCUGCCAUUUUUCCUGUAUCAAGUAAAUUAUUCAGAUCUUGCCAACUACUUUCUGUGGUGGAGUAGAACAUUUUACUAUUUUAUUUUGCCACAGAACUGGACAAGCGCGUAUGUUCGACCAGCAGAGAGGGACAAGGUAUUUUGUCUGUGUAAAUCUUAGAAACAAAGGUUGUCAAUUUACCCUGAAAAGUGGCCUUUAUAGUGUGAAAUUUUAUACUUUCAAAAUAAAUGUGGUUAUAUUUGUUUGAUGCAAAAAAAAA